Empidonax traillii (willow flycatcher) is the source of this 5762-nucleotide messenger RNA. It is a transcript of the gene GSE1, whose product is annotated as Gse1 coiled-coil protein. NCBI's taxonomy places the organism in Eukaryota, Metazoa, Chordata, Aves, Passeriformes, Tyrannidae. The record is from RefSeq and is a predicted model, not a curated record. The transcript is spliced from 17 exons. Bases 303 to 5060 code for a protein of 1585 amino acids.
CGGCUGGGGGCGAGCGGGGACCCCCCUGCUGCUCCUCGGACAGCGAGAUCAACAUCACCAGCGAGGAGGAGGAGGAGGAGGAAGGCAGUGAGCGGCCCGCUUGGGCACCGGGCACUGCCUGCUACAUCUGCGGUAGCCCCUUGGCACCCGGCGCCCAGCACCGCGUCCACGUGCAGAAGCAGGAGAAGACCUCGCCGGGACCCUUCUUCCCCUUCCUCUGGCUGCACAACCCCCCGCCGGGUGCCCAGCCCCUCUCUCCCACCGGCAGCACCCUGGUGUGUCCCUGCUGCUUUGCCUCCCUCAUGCAGCAGUGGCAAAGCUUCGAGCUGGCCAACGUGCCCGUGCUGCAGCGGCUCUACGUGGUGCCCCUCAGCGCCGGGGCCAUGCCCGCCAAGGGCCAGCGAGGAAUGAAGGAGGACGGGACGGGCAUCCCACCGGUGCCUGAGGCUUGCUACCUCUGCGGGGAGGAGUGCGGCAAGGAGGCAAGACCGGUGGCGGCCAAAAUCACCAACGGCAAUGCCAAGAGCACCAUGCAUUUCCCCUUCCUCAGCCUCCUGCCCUGCCCGCCCGGUGCCAAGGGGCUGAACAAGCACUGGGAGGUCAGCAGCUGCCGCAAGUGUUUCGGGGUGCUGCAGGACCUGUGGGCCAUGUACAGGGCCUGUCACAAUGAGGAGCUCAUCUCCUCGGUGCAGAGCUUUCUGGGAAGGUACCACCAGGUCUUCUCUGCUGGCGACCUGACCGGCCACCCCGCUGUCAUCAAGCCUGGUCCCACCUCCAUCUGCUACAUCUGCGGGGCUGAGUUGGGAGCUGGCAAAGAGUUCCAGCUCAACGUCAACCCUCCGGGACGAUUUGGGGAGAAGGAACCCUUUUUCCCCUUCUUGACGGUCUACCCACCUGCUCCACGGGCCAGACCAGCCGACUCGACCGGGCUGGUGUCCACCUGCGUCCUGUGCUACCACGACCUGCUGGGACAGUGGCUGCAGCACGAGGGCAGGAACUCCCACCACCCCAGCAGCGCCUGGUCCCGGCAGUACAAAGUGGAGACCUUCGUCUGCUUCUUCUGCCGGCAGGAGAAGAAGAGAUGCCUUGGAUUAAAAGCGGUUCAAGUGGCCAGACUUCCCGUCUUCCUCUACACCCUCCGUGUGGCCAACAGCCUGCUAGUGGAUGACGGGAAGCAGCUGACCAUCGGCGCUUGUGCCGAGUGCGGUGCCGUGGUCCUGGCUGGCAGGAGCAUGACCCCGCCAGAGCUGCUGGCAUUGGCACCCCCAGCUCUUCUCCCCAAGGCGUCCUCUUUGUCCCUGGAGACAGUCACCACCAAGCCUGUGGCCGGCGAGCCCAGGGCAGUCGGCGCUGGGGAGAGCCCGGGGACGGGCAGCGCUGCCCCGGACAUCGGCCAGCGGACGGCUUUGGAUGUGGAGGGUGCGGACGCUGGAACCACAAGCAUGAGCCAUGAGCCGAAGUCGCCGUCCCUAGGAAUGCUCUCCACUGCCACUCGCACCACCGCCACCGUCAGCCCCCUCACCCCGUCCCCCCUCAACGGCUCCAUCGUCCCCAAUGGCAGCCCUGCAGCCAGCAGCACUUUGUCCGUCCAGGCAGCACCUUCCUCCAGCUUCGCCGCCGCUCUCCGCAAGCUCGCCAAGCAAGCCGAGGAGCCCCGAGGGUCCUCACUAAGCAGCGAGUCGUCCCCGGUCUCCUCGCCAGCCACCAACCACAGCUCGCCCGCCAGCACCCCCAAACGUGGCCCCAUGGGCCCCAUCAUCGUGCCCCCAGGGGGGCACAGCGUGCCCAGCACGCCGCCCGUCGUCACCAUCGCCCCCACCAAGACAGUCAACGGGGUCUGGAGGAGCGAGGGCAGACAGCAGGAAGCAGGGUCACGAGGCAGCAGCAGCAGCGCCGCCCGCGAACGCCUCAUCUCGGAGCCCCCACUCACACAGGAGAAAGCAGGGGGUCCCACCGUCCCCUCCCACCUCCUGGGGACACCCUACUCCUUCGGGCUGCCUCCCAGCUCCGUGGUCCAGGACUCCCGCUUCCCACCUCUCAACCUGCAGCGGCCGGUCCACCACGUGGUGCCUCCCAGCGCAGUCACCGAGGAUUACCUGCGGAGCUUCCGUCCCUACCACACGGCCGAGGACCUCCGCAUGUCCUCCCUGCCGCCCCUCGGCCUCGACCCGGCCACUGCUGCUGCCUACUACCACCCCAGCUACCUGACACAUCACCCCUUCCCGCAUCCUGCCUUCAGGAUGGAUGAGUCGUACUGCCUGUCAGCACUGCGGUCCCCCUUCUACCCACUGCCAGCGCCGGGCUCGCUGCCACCCCUGCACCCCUCGGCCAUGCACCUGCACCUCUCGGGGGUACGGUACCCCCCCGAGCUCUCCCACUCCUCCCUCUCCGCCCUCCAGUCCGAGCGCAUCUCCAGCCUCGCUGCUGAGAGGCUGCAAAUGGAUGAAGAGCUGCGGCAGCGGGAGCGGGAGCGGGAACGGGAGCGGGAGAAGGAGCGGGAGCGAGAAGCUGACCGGGAGCGGGAGAAGGAGCGGGAACGGGAGCGAGAACGUGAGAAGGAGCUGGAACGCGAGCGGGAAAAGGAGCGGGAGCGGGAGCUGGAGAGGCAGCGGGAGCGUGCCCGGGAGAAGGAACUGAGCAUGGUGAAAGCCAUGGAGGGGCCCUUCCUGCCCGUGGCAGAGCUUCACGGGCUGCGGGGACACCCAGCCGAGGAGCGGGGCAAACCAGCAGAGCCUCUGGCACCCGGCAGACCAGAUAAACUCAAGGACUCGGUACUGCCGACGCCGAAGCCCAUCCAGCACCCCCUGCAUCCACCACCGGGCUCCCACCACCCAGUUCCCAGCCUUAUCCCCAACCACAGCGUGUUCCCGCUGCCGGGGAGCAGCGCGGCCACGGCGCUGCUCAUCCACCGCACCAACGAGGAGGAGAAGUGGCUGGCCCGGCAGCGCCGGCUGCGCCAGGAGAAGGAGGAUCGGCAGUCCCAAGUCUCGGAGUUUCGGCAACAAGUGCUGGAGCAGCACCUGGACAUGGGGCGUGUCCCGAGCCAGCCUGAGCCCGAGCACCGGCCUGAGCAUCCCAGGUCGGGGUCGAGCCGCCACGAGCCAAGCAGCCGGGAGCCAGGGCAGCACUUCGGUGGGCCCCCACCACUCAUCUCCCCCAAACCCCAGCACCACCCCGUCACCACGUCCCUCUGGAACCCCGUCUCGCUGAUGGAGAACCCCCCUGAUCCCCCACGGCGCCUCCCUGAGCCUCACACCCUCCACGGCCACCCGGCCCCCUUCGAGCCCAGCCGUCAGGGCAUCCCGUUGGUGAAGGUGGAGAGGGUCUUCUGCCCUGAGAAGCUGGAGGAGGGGGCAAGGAAGAGGGAUGCUCUGGAGAAAUACCCCCCGGGACGGGAGCCCGGUGCCCCGGAGCACGGGGGCUUCACCCACACCCCCUUCCUAGCUGAGCUGGAAAAGUCUACUCAGAGCAUCCUGAGCCAGCAGAGACCCCCGGCCACCCCCUUCCCUGAGGCCACCAAGCCCAGCUCGCCCUACCGGCCCCCCCAGCCCCACGCCCAGGAUCCCAUGUACAUCUACGACGAGUUCGUGCAGCAGCACCGCAGGCUGGUCAGCAAACUGGACCUGGAGGAGCGCCGGCGGCGGGAGGCCCGGGAGAAAGGGUACUAUUACGACCUGGACGACUCCUGUGACGACAGCGAUGAGGAGGAGGUGCGGGCCCAUCUCCGCUGUGUGGCCGAGCAGCCCCCGCUGAAGCUGGACACGUCCUCUGAGAAGCUGGAGUUCCUGCAGCUCUUCGGCCUCACCACGCAGCAGCAGAAGGAGGAACUGCUGAGCCAGAAGCGGCGCAAACGCCGGCGAAUGCUGCGGGAGCGGAGCCCUUCGCCGCCCAUGGUGCAGAACAAGCGCCGCACGCCCUCCCCGCGCCUCCCACUCUCCACCCGCUACAGCCCCGACGAGAUGAACAACAGCCCCAACUUCGAGGAGAAGAAACGCUUCCUCACCAUCUUCAACCUCACGCACAUCAGCGCCGAGAAGAGGAAAGCUUCCCAUGCCGCAGACAAAGAGAAGCUGGUGGAGAUGCUCCAGGCCAUGAAGCAGAAGACCACGCCCGCCGCUGUGGUGGUGAAGAGCUCCCCGAGGGACAGCCCCAAUGCCCCCACUGCUGAGCCACCAGUGCCACCACUCCUGCUGGAUCCGGAUAAACCUGUGGGCAUCGCCGUCUCCGUGCCAGAGGUGCCGAAGACGGUGGAGCCCGGCAGGUUGGACCAGCUGAGACCCCAGGAGCUAUCGAGAGCCAAGGAGUCGGGCACUGUGCCGGCAGAGAAGCCCCGACUGAGCGAUGGGCACCCCGGGAAGAAGGCACUGAGCAUCCUCAGCUACGUCAGGGGUCCACUGCCCAAGGACAUCCCGGUGCCACUGUCACACAGCAUGAACGGCAAGAGCAAGCCCUGGGAGCCCUUCAUUGCCGAGGAGUUUGCCCAUCAGUUCCACGAGUCAGUGCUGCAGUCCACUCAGAAGGCGCUGCAGAAGCACAAAGGGGGGACGGCGGCGCUGACGGCGGAGCAGAACCACAAGCUCGACGCCUCCAUCCACUACAACAUCCCGGAGCUCCAGGCAUCCACCCGCCUGGCCGGGGCCCCCCACAACGGCACGGCCGAGGGGCCCCUGCCCCACCGGGCACUGCCCCCCCUGCCCCGCGACUCGGCCUCCGAGGAAGAGGACGAGGAGGAGGAGGAGGAGGAAGAGGAGGAAGACUACCCCAGGCCCAAGUGGCAAGGGAUCGAGGCAAUUUUUGAAGCUUACCAGGAACAUAUAGAAGAACAAAACCUGGAGCGCCAAGUGCUGCAGACGCAGUGCCGGCGGCUGGAGGCCCAGCACUACAGCCUGAGCCUGACGGCGGAGCAGCUGUCGCACAGCAUGGCGGAGCUGAGGACCCAGAAGCAGAAGAUGGUGUCGGAGCGGGAGCGCCUGCAAGCCGAGCUGGAUCACCUGCGGAAGUGCCUUGCCUUGCCUGCAAUGCAGUGGUCUAGGGGUUAUUUCAAGGGGUAUCCCAGGUGACGCUCCUUGGGCCAGGCCGAACAUAUAGUCUAGAAAUAAUAAUCUAUUUUAUUACCUUGAAUAUUUAAUAUUUUUCACUGGGAGGUUUGAAGCUAAAAAAAAUAAAAUUGAAAAAAAAAAAAAAAAAAAAAAAAAAAAAAAAAAAAAAAAAAAAAAAAAAAAAAAAAAAAAAAAAAAAAAAAAAAAAAAGAAGAAAUAAAUAAAUAAAUAAACGGAGAAUGUGCCAUGCAUGAAGCAAAGGAGCACGGGAGCUGGGAGCCCAUCCCACGGCCAGCAGCCCCCAGCCUGUCCCCUCCUGUCCCCCCCUCUGGGGGGGCCACCACGCUGCAGCCCCCCCCUUUCACCCACCCACACUUUAUAACGCUCAUUUUUUGUUGGUUCUUUUGGGGUUUUUUUUCUAAAAAAGGAAAAAAAGAAAAAAAAAAAGACAAUUAAGGUCUCCACCGACAACACUAAAGCCGGCGGAGCCCCGCGGGGCCGGGUGCUGCCGAGCCCCCCGCUCCCAGCACGGCACCCCCAUCCCGGGGUUUCCACUGGAAAUGCACUUCGCUAUCAAAAAAUAAAGUCAAUAAACUGGUUGAAGGUCCCUCUUUGUUCCUGGUUGGCGGGGAAGGGGCAGGGACACGCGGGGUCACCUUGUCACCCCGGCUUUGGGAUUGAACAGUCAAAAAAAAAAGAAAAAAAAAGGUGCUUCAGCCUUGU